Penaeus monodon (black tiger shrimp) is the source of this 1289-nucleotide messenger RNA. RefSeq names its product beta-parvin-like. NCBI's taxonomy places the organism in Eukaryota, Metazoa, Arthropoda, Malacostraca, Decapoda, Penaeidae. Gene Ontology annotation, cellular component: focal adhesion; cytoplasm; actin cytoskeleton. The record is from RefSeq and is a predicted model, not a curated record. Gene Ontology annotation, biological process: substrate adhesion-dependent cell spreading; establishment or maintenance of cell polarity; actin cytoskeleton organization. Gene Ontology annotation, molecular function: actin binding.
UUUGAUUCAUUUUUAUCUUCUCUUCCCUUAGUUCAAGAGGUACAAACAGAAGGGAAGUAUGCUAUCGACUCGCCUGGCGCACCUAUGUCAGUUGACAUCCCUCCUGAUGAUUACAACCUGGAUGACAAUGAGGAGAGGUCAAUGAUUGAACCACGGUCGUAUGAGGACCCCAAGCUGAAGGAGCUUAUUGGUAUCCUCAUUGAGUGGAUUAAUGAUGAGCUUGCCAACGACCGCAUCAUUGUCAAGCACAUUGAGGAGGACCUGUACGAUGGGAUGGUCUUCCCCAAGCUCAUUGAGAAGUUGACAAACAACACUCUAGACGUACAGGAAGUGACUCAAAGUGAAGAAGGCCAGAAGCAGAAGUUGCGUAUUGUCCUCAAUGCUGCCAACCAUAUCUUGGGUCUCAGUCGCUAUGGCCCUCACAAGUGGUCAGUCGAGUCCAUCCACUCCAAAAAUAUUGUUGCAAUUCUCCACCUCCUCGUGGCAUUAGCCCGCCACUUCCGUGCUCCCAUCAGGCUGCCCGAAAAUUGUAUCAUCAAUGUUGUUAUUGUGCAGAAACGUGAUGGGCAGCUCAACCACCGGAUUGUGGCAGAAGAGCUGACAGGCACAUACGACGACUUGGGCCUCAGAUGCGAGAGAGAUGCUUUCGACACCUUGUUCGAUCAUGCACCUGACAAGCUUGCUGUUGUCAAGAGGUCUCUAGUAACCUUUGUCAACAAGCAGCUGAAUAAAAUCAACCUGGAAGUGAGUGACAUUGAGACAGAGUUCAAUGACGGUGUGUACCUGUGCCUCCUCAUGGGCCUCCUUGAGGGAUACUUUGUCCCAUUGCACCACUUCUUCCUGACACCCAAGACGUUUGACGAAAAGUUGCACAAUGUCUCACAGUCAUUUGAAUUGAUGAUGGAUGCAGGUCUGGCUAAGCCCAAAGCAAGACCUGAGGACAUUGUGAAUGCUGAUCUCAAGUCCACUCUCCGUGUUCUGUACAACCUGUUCACACGCUACAAGAACACAAACUAAGACUGACAUUCGCAAGCCCCACCAAAAUCACCAGCUGGAACCCGAGAUGCGACCGUCCUUCUCUUUUCCUCGGGAAAGAAUUAUUUGGGUUUUGGUCAGUGUUCUUUUGUUGAGGAUGGAAUGUACACUGCAGUUAUGUUGUGAAUGAAAGGAAUGAGUAAGUUGAAAACUGAGAUAAAAAAAACAAAAUAACAAAAUACAAGUGCCUCGUGGGACUCCUCGGUAUAGCAAUAAUAAAAGGAGAAUUUUUUUUCUUCUUCUUCCCAUUAAAA